This is a messenger RNA of Malaclemys terrapin pileata, 2327 nucleotides long. RefSeq names its product NDC1 transmembrane nucleoporin (gene NDC1). The transcript is spliced from 18 exons. The record is from RefSeq and is a predicted model, not a curated record. Gene Ontology annotation, cellular component: nuclear pore transmembrane ring. Gene Ontology annotation, molecular function: protein-macromolecule adaptor activity. The coding region runs from base 64 to 2097 and encodes 677 amino acids. Gene Ontology annotation, biological process: nuclear pore organization. NCBI's taxonomy places the organism in Eukaryota, Metazoa, Chordata, Testudines, Emydidae.
GCGGGGGCCUGAACGCUGGCGGCUUUGAAUGGCGGCGGCAGCGGGACUCACGCUGCGGGGACUAUGAGGGCAGGCGGUGGCGAGCAGCAGGCGCUGCUCCGGCAGGUUUUGGGUUGGAGAGUGGCUGCUAGUAUUGCCUGGUCAGUACUACUGCUUCCUCUGUGUACCGCAGUCUUCAUAAGUAUUAGCAGCAUUGACUUGUUUCAUCCUAUACAAUGGAUUUCAAAUUCAUUCAACGAUUGGUAUACUUCCUAUGUCAUCUUUUGUAUCCUUCUUAUGUCAGUGGUGAUACUGAUAAUAAGCAUCUUCAAUGUUGAAUUUUAUGCAGUUGUGCCUUCUAUUCCCUGCUCUCGAUUAGCACUGUUAGGAAAGAUUAUUCACCCACGGCAAGUUAUCCAUUCAGUUGUUCAUGCUAUAAUGGGAAUGCUGGUGGCAUGGUGUGCUGCAGUUAUGACUAAGGGGAAGUUCCAGUUCCUUGCUCUACCCUGCACAGUUUCAGAAAGCUUAGAUGGUGCUGUUCAACACAUGUGCCUAAAUGAGUAUCACCUCUUCCUCCUGCUGUCUGGAGCUUUCAUGGGCUACAAUUAUAGUCUCUUGUACCUUGUUAACAAUAUGAACUAUUUGCCAUUUCCAAUCAUACAGCAAUACAAGUACUUACGUUUCAGAAGAUCUUUGCCUCUGCUGGUUAAACGUAGUUGUGUGGAAUCACUGUACUUGGUUAGAAACGUCUGUGUUGCAUAUUAUUUUUUUGGUUACAUUCCAAGAGCAUGGAUAAGUACCACAAUGGACCUUAAUACAGAUAGUAAACUUCAUCCUCUUGACACACUUACUGGUCUUCUGGAUCUAUCCUUGCUCUACCAUACCUGGUUAUGUGGUAUAUUUCUUCUGAUUACUUGGCACAUUGCAUGGUUACUCUUCAAAAUCUAUGCUACAGAGGCACAUCAUUUUCCUGUUCAACCAACUUUCGCUGAAGAAACAGACCAAUGCCUGCCUAAAAUCUUAAACAGCAACCCUCCCCUUAUUAUAAAGUUCUUGGCCUUACAGGACUUGAUGUUACUUUCCCAGUAUUCUCCUGUGCGACGACAAGAGGUCUUCAGCCUCAGUCAGCCAGGUGGGCAUCCUCACAAUUGGACAGCAAUAUCAAAGGAGUGCUUGAAUCUUUUGAGUGACUUGACACAGAAGCUGAUUAUGCAGCAGGAAGCUGCAGCUACAAAUGGGAGAGUGAAACAGCCAUCUACAGGAGAAUUAGGAAGAUCUUUGAGCUCUUCAGAAGCAGCUGUUACGGAAGAAAUGGCCUUCCAGACACAGAGGUCUAAUGUCGUUUCUAGAGCCCAUAUGUCUUCCCUGGUUAAAUCAUCCCUCUUGCCUUUAAAGGCAUUGUCUACAUCUGAUCUUGGAAGCUCUUUUGGUUCACCUUUCAGUUCUCCUGCUCUAAAUCGCAAGACUGGGAUUCUGGAUUUAAACUCUCCUUGGCAUGGAUCAGUCCAAAGUCCUCAUGUUAUGAGAAGAGGACCAAAGCUGUGGACAUCAAGUUCAGAUCUGCAAAUGAAUGGCUCUCAUCAAGCGUCCUUCCCUGUGAUCUCUGUUGCAAGAGUUGGUAAUGAAGCAAUACAGCCAAGCUUUAUUUAUACGUGGCUCCAGAACAAGCAAGAGCAGGUUAGGAGUUUCUUAUCAAAACGAGUGCUGAUAAUGUAUUUCUUCAGCAAGCAUCCAGAGGCCUCGAUCCAGGCUGUCUUUUCUGAUGCCCAAAUGCACAUUUGGGCAUUAGAAGGUCUAUCCCGUUUGGUUGCGGCCUCAUUUACUGAAGACCGAUUUGGAGUUGUCCAAACUACGCUGCCAGCUAUUCUGAAUACCUUACUGACUCUUCAGGAGGUUGUAGAUAAGCAUUUCAAGCUGCCUCAUGCUUCUAGCAAACCUCCCAGGAUUUCGGGAAGUCUGAUGGAUACCUCCUACAAAACGCUACGAUUUGCGCUUAGAGCAUCCCUGAAAACUGCGAUAUACCGGAUCACUACUACUUUUGGAGAACAUCUAAAUGCAGUUCACGUGUCUGCAGAGCAUAAGAAAAGACUUCAGCAGUUCUUGGAGUUCAAAGAAUAGUUAAGUAAAUUAAAUAGGUUACAUUGCUGAUACUGCUACAGAUGGACAGUACAUGUUUAGCAUUCUUGAACUGGAAGACAGUGGGUCUUCCUAUCUUGUUUGGUGGCCUUUUCAAAAAGUGUGUAUUAAAUGUAAAUCAUGGAGUGCGACUCUUAGCAGAAUUACAAAAAACUUCUGUUUGGAUCACUUUACUUGAUCUUUUGUAUAAUAAAGCUCUUUUUUUUAAAGAA